Catharus ustulatus (Swainson's thrush) is the source of this 1262-nucleotide messenger RNA. It is a transcript of the gene GBX2, whose product is annotated as gastrulation brain homeobox 2. Gene Ontology annotation, cellular component: nucleus. The transcript is spliced from 2 exons. The record is from RefSeq and is a predicted model, not a curated record. Lineage: Eukaryota; Metazoa; Chordata; Aves; Passeriformes; Turdidae. Bases 108 to 1127 code for a protein of 339 amino acids. Gene Ontology annotation, molecular function: DNA-binding transcription factor activity, RNA polymerase II-specific; RNA polymerase II transcription regulatory region sequence-specific DNA binding. Gene Ontology annotation, biological process: regulation of transcription by RNA polymerase II; regulation of nervous system development.
CCCCGCGCUGAGCGCAGCCAGGACGCCGCCGCCGCCGCCGAGCAGCAGGAGGAAGAGGAGGAGGAGGAAGGUGCUCGCUCGCUCGCUCCCGCCGCCGCCGCUCCGGUAUGAGCGCGGCUUUCCAGCCCUCGCUGAUGAUGAUGCAGCGCCCGCUGGGAAGCAGCACGGCCUUCAGCAUCGACUCGCUGAUCGGCAGCCCCCCGCCGCCCGCCCCCGGGCACUUCGUGUACACCGGGUACCCCAUGUUCAUGCCGUACCGGCCCGUGGUGCUGCCGCCGCCGCCGCCGCCGCCGCCCGCGCUGCCGCCCGCGCUGCCCCCCGCGCACCCGCACCAUCACCAGCUGCCCAGCCUGCCCUCCGGCUUCUGCUCCAGCCUGGCGCAGGGCAUGGCGCUCACCUCCACGCUCAUGGCCACGCUGCCCGGCACCUUCCCCGCCUCCCCGCAGCACCAGGAGGCCGCCAGGAAGUUCGCGCCCGCGGGCAACUUCGAGAAAGGCGAGGGCGUACCCCAGGACGGCGGCGGCGACGAUGGCAAAGCCUUCCUGGGCAAGGACGGGGCCCUCCUGCCCUUCCCCGCCGCCGACGCCGUCCAGGCUUCCCUCGCCGGGGCGCUCCGGGGCCAGGGCAAGGAGGACCCCAAAGCAGAGGAGGAUGCGAAAGGCAAGGAGGAAAGUUUCUCCAUGGACAGCGACCUAGAUUACAGCUCGGACGACAACAUCCCCGGGCAGGCGGCUCACAAGGAAGAGGACUCUGUCAACGCGCUGGAGGAAAACCCCCAGAACCCCCCCAACUCCACCAACACCACGUCCACGGGCAAAAACCGGCGGAGGCGAACAGCCUUCACCAGCGAGCAGCUGCUGGAGCUGGAGAAGGAGUUCCACUGCAAAAAGUACCUGUCCCUGACCGAGAGGUCCCAGAUCGCCCACGCCCUCAAACUCAGCGAGGUGCAGGUGAAAAUCUGGUUCCAGAACAGACGGGCCAAAUGGAAACGGGUCAAGGCGGGCAACGCCAACUCCAAGACAGGGGAGCCCUCCCGGAACCCUAAGAUCGUGGUGCCCAUCCCGGUGCACGUCAGCAGGUUCGCGAUCAGGAGUCAGCACCAGCAGCUGGAGCAAGCCCGACCCUGAUCUCUCCCUUCUCCGACGCUCACAGCCACGAGUUUUUAAAGGGAAAAGUUUCCAGCCCGGGGUUUGAAGGCAGCCCACCCGAAUAAAAACAAAAACGAGAGAAGCAAAAAAAAAAAUAAAAUCCAAAAGACACCA